Messenger RNA from Cylicostephanus goldi, 570 nucleotides. The record is from the annotation of a GenBank genome assembly. NCBI's taxonomy places the organism in Eukaryota, Metazoa, Nematoda, Chromadorea, Rhabditida, Strongylidae.
AUAUUCGGUUUUGAAAUAACCGACAAGGACGGUGACGCUGUCCGUGUCACGGCGUUCAAUGAUGUUGUUGUGAAGAUGUGCAGCUUUGUUAAGACCGAUUGUUUUUACUAUAUUUCCGAUGCUUUUGUGAAGAGAGCCAAUAAGCGUUUCAAUAGCACAGGCCAUGACUACGAAUUGACCAUGACGGCUAAUACAGAGAUUGCUUAUUGUUAUGUGCAAAUGGCGAGGCCUUGUGCUAAAAGUUUGUCCGUCAUCAACGUCCCAAGUCACAAAAAUGAAAACAUCGAUGUGUUUGCUGUAGUUGAUCAUUUGGAUUCGUUUAAGAAAAUCAAGCAAAGUUUUGCCGAAGAUACUCUCGGACAAACCAUAUAUAUCAAGGGUGCUUUAGUCAAAGAAUGGAAUGGUAAACUAUUCAGUUUGGCAACUACUUCAGCGUCGAAAAUCGAUUUCAAUCCAGAGAUAGACGGAGUUCCCGGACUGGUCCAUUGGUACGUAAAUAUGCGUGCUGAAGCUGACGUCAAGACUGUAAGUGUAGCUGGGCAAAGAGGGAUACACAAUUUUAGUGAGUGA